GUGAGGAGGCGGGGAGAAGCUGCGAGGUCGAAGGCGGGGCGGGCGGCUGCCAAACCAGCCAAUAGGCGGCUCUCCAGCGGCUGAGCCGAGAGAGGGCAGGGGCGCCGACACCAGCACCAUCGCCUCCUAAGUUUCCCCUUGUGGAUGCAGGGCGCGGGUGGCUCCGCUCCUCCCGGCGCAGAGGGCCCCGAAGAGGCCGGAGGAGAGGGCUCGGGACGGGAUUUGUGAGGAAGGGGAGAGGACGGGCGCCCCACCCGCUCGCAGGGUGGGGGGCUCGGUGAACGAUGAAGGGCCGGCGGCGGCGGCGCCGGGAGUACUGCAAGUUUGCGCUGCUGUUGGUGCUCUACACGCUGGUGCUGCUGCUCGUCCCCUCCGUACUGGACGGCGGCCGCGACGGCGACAAGGGCGCGGGGCACUGCCCGGGCCUGCAGCACAGCCUGGGAGUGUGGAGCUUGGAGGCGGCGGCGGCGGACGAGCGCGAGCAGGGCGCCGAGGGGCGGCCGGCUGCCUCGGGGGGCGCGGGCCUGUCCCCCCCGUCCCCGGGCAACCUCAGCGGCGAUGUCGCGGAGGCGGUGUCUCGCGAGAAGCAGCACAUCUACGUGCAUGCCACCUGGCGCACCGGCUCGUCGUUCUUGGGCGAGCUCUUUAACCAGCACCCGGACGUUUUCUACUUGUACGAGCCCAUGUGGCAUCUCUGGCAGGCGCUGUAUCCGGGCGACGCCGAGAGCCUGCAGGGCGCGCUGCGCGACAUGCUGCGCUCCCUCUUCCGCUGCGACUUCUCGGUGCUGCGGCUGUAUUCGCCGCCCGGGGACCCCGCCGCGCGCGCCCCGGGCGCGGCCAAUCUCACCACGGCCGCCCUCUUCCGCUGGCGGACCAACAAGGUCAUCUGCUCGCCGCCGCUUUGCCCCGGCGCGCCCCGUGCCCGCGCCGAGGUCGGCCUCGUCGAAGAUGCCGCCUGCGAGCGCAGCUGCCCGCCUGUGGCUCUACGCGCCCUGGAGGCCGAGUGCCGCAAGUAUCCGGUGGUGGUCAUCAAGGACGUGCGCCUCCUCGACCUGGGUGUGCUGGUGCCUCUGUUGCGUGACCCCGGCCUCAACCUGAAGGUGGUGCAGCUUUUCCGUGAUCCACGGGCCGUGCACAACUCGCGCCUCAAGUCCAGGCAGGGGCUGCUGCGUGAGAGCAUCCAGGUGCUGCGCACCCGCCAGCGGGGCGACCGCUUCCACCGCGUGCUGCUGGCGCACGGCGUGGGCGCUCGGCCCGGGGGCCAGUCCCGCGCCCUGCCCGCCGCACCGCGCGCCGACUUCUUCCUGACGGGCGCGCUCGAGGUCAUCUGCGAAGCCUGGCUGCGCGAUCUCUUGUUCGCGCGCGGAGCUCCCGCCUGGCUGCGGCGCCGCUACCUGAGGCUGCGCUACGAGGACCUGGUGCGGCAGCCGCGCACCCAGCUGCGCCGCCUGCUGCGCUUCUCCGGGCUACGCGCGCUCGCCGCCCUCGAAGCCUUCGCGCUCAACAUGACGCGGGGCGCGGCCUACGGCGCAGACAGACCCUUCCACCUGUCGGCGCGCGAUGCCCGCGAGGCCGUGCACGCCUGGAGGGAGCGCCUGAGCCGAGAGCAGGUGCGCCAGGUGGAGGCGGCCUGCGCUCCAGCGAUGCGUCUGCUGGCCUAUCCUCGCAGCGGAGAGGACGACGACCUGGAGCCGCCUGUGGAUGAGGAGAAGCCGCUGGAGACCGAGGCCGACGGCGCCACGUAGCCCCCCGUCGUGCGCCCCCGGGACGGAUCCGGAGGUCUCCUGGCUCGUCAUUCUCUUGCUUUGUAGUGGAACUGAAGGAAUUGGCUCUAUUGAGAGAAACAUUUCUGCCUAGGUGCGGUAUAGAGUAAGAACAGUAAGGACUAAGAGAUAGCCCUGGCCCAAGUUCAAGAACAUGGGGAAGUGGAGAACCCUUUGGGAGCCGAACAGGAAGCAGUUUCAAUUGGAGAAAAGUUGCAGAGCUCAGGGAUGUCUUCAUGAGAAUUGGAACACUUCAGCUUUGCUCCCUGCCUACCCCCCCCUCCGCCCCCGGCCCCGCAGGCACCACGCCAGCAUCCGGGUGUGACAGCUUCUGCAGCUGCCCUCGUUCACAUUAAAGACCGUCGUGCUGGAUGCUGAUAGCGGAUAUUUCUCAGUGAGGGGGUUAAGGGGCUGUGAAGGGCGACCACCACGUCUGACUUCAAGGAUGACCGCGUUCAGAGUGAACAGACUGCCCUCCCCUGAAAUCAACAUGAGUAGCAAGGAGCUUUGCUGUAGGGCGACAUUCUGGAAACAGCCACUGAGGCAGAACGUGUGUUUGUGCGUGCAAUGGAAGCCCUUUCUGUUAAGCCUUUCUUUCGGACAGCAGUGCUAAAAGGAGCCCCAGAAGGCACCGGGCGAGCCGUGAGGACGCAGGGCAGUCCCUGGGCCCUGCUGGCCAGAUGCCGCAAAUCCGGCCGGAAAUGAGAUUGUCUAGAAGGCCAGCUUGGAGAGAUUCAUAUGGUGUGAUUCAUGUCAUUUGGUCGUGGCAACCAGCAGGCCAGAAGCAGAGGAACCAGCCUACCUGAAAAGUCAGAAAUGGAACAUGACAGAAACGUUUGUUAAGGUGUAGGGAGCAGGUGGGGGCUCGGGACCGUGAGUUCUUUUGUAAAGGUGGCAAACUGAGGGAAGUCGGGAGCAGGUGCCAGCGUGAACUUGGGAGGAGGCCAACCGAAGCAGUUUUUACAUACCAGACAGAUCAGGUGAGCUGCAGGGAGAAAGACCCCAGAGCUUUUGAGGUCACUCUCCCCAUGGCUGAGACCAGACUUUACGAGAAAGGACUCGUCACCGUUUCAGAGAGAUCAUGGGAACAGUAAGCCAAAACUACUAAAAUCAAGAGUGUUUUAAAAAUAGGACUUCCUUUCAGACAGCCUAGAGCUGGCAUAUGUGAAAUGUACGGAUUUUAGAAGCAAUGAAAGUAGAUGGCCCUUUCUUGCUCUAAUGAAGCAUAUCACCAACGUGGAUGUAAUAAAGGAAAAUAAUACAUUUCUUCAGGUUCUGCAAACAAUAAAAAAGGUUACCCUU
Molecule: messenger RNA, 3065 nt
Organism: Felis catus (domestic cat)
Lineage: Eukaryota; Metazoa; Chordata; Mammalia; Carnivora; Felidae
Gene: CHST7
Product: carbohydrate sulfotransferase 7
Exons: 2
Coding region: 285-1745 (486 amino acids)
Biological process (GO): N-acetylglucosamine metabolic process; carbohydrate metabolic process
Cellular component (GO): Golgi membrane
Molecular function (GO): N-acetylglucosamine 6-O-sulfotransferase activity; chondroitin 6-sulfotransferase activity
Source: RefSeq, a predicted model, not a curated record